AUGGAGAAGCGGAAAAAUACCGGUAGGAUACCGGUAAGAUGGAAAAAGGCGAUUGUGAAGUUCAUACCUAAACCGCAAAAAAAGGCGCUUAGGCCAAUAUCAUUGAUGAACUGCAUAGGUAAACUUCUAGAAAAAAUUGUGAACAAGAGAUUAAGGAUAUGGGCUGAGGAAGGGGGUAAUAUGGACCCCAACCAAUCCGGCUUCACAAGGGAAAGGUCGACGAUGGAUAACAUUAAUAUCUUAGUCAACUCGAUCAGGGAAAGUUGGGAAAAAGGAGAAACGGUCAUAUCCGCUUUUGUGGAUGUGAAGGCUGCAUACGAUAACGUGAGGCAUGAUAAGCUGGAGGAGAUCCUGGAAGGAAUGAGCUGCCCAGAAAGGGUUAGGAAUUACUUGAAGGCGUGGCUAAAAGGAAGAAUGGUUGAAGUUGCUAGCAUGGGCGGAGAAUGUAUACAGAUGAAACUUCUGAAGGGUUUGCCCCAGGGAUCCGUCCUGAGCCCUCUUCUGUAUAAUCUUUAUACGAGGGGAGCGGCCAAUGGACUCAGAGAGUUCGGGGUACGUAUUUUACAAUAUGCAGACGAUAUAGUUAUUUUCGUCGCUUUUAAGGACAAGAGAGAGGGAAGAAGGAUACUGGAGGAGGCUUUGAUGGGACUCAACAGGAACCUGGGGAGCCUGGGACUGAGAAUAGCGGCUGACAAAACCCAGGUGGUUACGUUCCCACAUAUGAAGAGAGGAGGAUGGAUUGGAAGAAUGGAAAUACGUAUAGGGGAUGAGAGGACUGAGGAGGUAGAAGCAGCCAAAUUUCUUGGCAUGUGGAUAGACAGGAGUUUAAGUUUUAGGAAACACACAGAGUAUGUGGCGAUAAAGACUAGGAAGAGAAUGAAUAUAUUGAAAUGUAUAGACGGGGUCAGGAAGGAAACGGGCCCUGAGACGAUGUUAAAGGUGUUCAAAGCUUUAAUCAGAUCUGUGAUAGAGUAUGGGGCGCAUUUAUACUUAAAUAAUAAUAAGAAUAAGCAAAGUGGCUAA
Megachile rotundata (alfalfa leafcutting bee) is the source of this 1023-nucleotide messenger RNA. Its product is annotated as RNA-directed DNA polymerase from mobile element jockey-like. NCBI's taxonomy places the organism in Eukaryota, Metazoa, Arthropoda, Insecta, Hymenoptera, Megachilidae. The record is from RefSeq and is a predicted model, not a curated record.